Histoplasma mississippiense is the source of this 669-nucleotide messenger RNA. RefSeq lists its product as hypothetical. Lineage: Eukaryota; Fungi; Ascomycota; Eurotiomycetes; Onygenales; Ajellomycetaceae. Gene Ontology annotation, biological process: mRNA cis splicing, via spliceosome. The record is from RefSeq and is a predicted model, not a curated record. Gene Ontology annotation, cellular component: catalytic step 2 spliceosome. The coding region runs from base 1 to 669 and encodes 222 amino acids. Gene Ontology annotation, molecular function: RNA binding. The transcript is spliced from 6 exons.
AUGACUACAGCACACAGACCAACUUUCGAUCCGGCUCGAGGCAAGGAGGCUCUGAGAGGCCCCGCCUAUCACCAGCGUCUUCUCCCCGCACAUACGUUCCUCAAAACCAGGGUUCCCAUGUCACUGACGUCCAUCGUUACUAGACAACCUGGCCAAGGUGGUGAUGCGGACGAGAAGCGCGAUCUGAGAGCCGAGCUCCUGAAAGCCGAGGCCGCUCAUUUUGCCAAGAAGGGUAUUUCCCAAGAUAAAUCCGCGCCAUCUACAACUGCGAUCGAUCCAUCUAUACCGAAACGCCAGCUAGAGAAUGGGCCAAGCGAAUAUGAAAAUGGAGAAAUAGAGGACCCGGAAGCUAAGAGACGGUGGAUAUUAGAGGAAACGCGGGAUAUAGAUGCGGAUUCGGCCGGUUCAGAGAGUGAUACUAGUGAAGACGAGAGUGAUGAUGACGAAGAUGAGACUGCGGAGCUAAUGCGGGAAUUGGAAAAGAUUAAGAGGGAACGGGCUGAGCAGAAGGCGAAAGAGGAGCAAGAGAGAGAAGCUCAGGAGAAGGAGAAACGCGAGGUCGAUAUUGCCCGAGGCAACCCGCUACUCAACCCUCAGGAUUUCAGUGUUAAGCGGCGAUGGGACGAUGAUGUUGUCUUUAAAAUCCAAGCCCCGCGGUACGGAGAAUAG